UCUUUGAUGAUUAAUAUUUUGAUUUAUUGCUUUUCUAGAUUAGUUUCGUCGACUGAUACGUUCUGUUGAGUUGAUCAUACAGGAAUAUGUUGGGGAUUGCGAAGCAGAAAAUUGCCUCCAUAGCCAUUAUUGGCGCUUCUAGGAUUGGGAUUUCGCGUGCGCUGUGCGUGUCAAGAAGCUAUUCCUCUUCCUCGAAAGAGAUGACAGUACGGGAUGCACUAAACUCUGCACUUGAUGAAGAAAUGGCUGCAGACCCUAAAGUAUUUUUGAUGGGAGAAGAGGUUGGAGAAUAUCAGGGUGCAUAUAAGAUUACAAAAGGUCUUCUGGCAAAGUAUGGUCCAGAGAGAGUUGUUGAUACGCCAAUUACAGAGGCUGGCUUUACUGGAAUUGGUGUUGGAGCUGCUUACUACGGCCUGCGGCCUAUUAUAGAGUUCAUGACAUUUAAUUUCGCCAUGCAGGCAAUAGACCACAUAAUUAAUUCAGCUGCAAAAUCGAACUACAUGUCUGCUGGUCAAAUAUCUGUUCCUAUUGUGUUCAGAGGACCUAAUGGCGCUGCUGCUGGAGUUGGUGCCCAGCACUCCCAGUGUUAUGCAGCAUGGUACGCAUCUUGUCCUGGUCUGAAAGUUCUGUCUCCAUACUCCUCAGAAGAUGCACGUGGCCUUCUCAAGGCUGCCAUUAGGGACCCUGAUCCUGUCGUAUUCCUAGAAAAUGAGUUGAUAUAUGGAGAAUCAUUCCCUAUUUCAGCAGAAGCUCUUGACGCUAGUUUUGUUCUUCCAAUAGGCAAAGCUAAGAUAGAACGUGAAGGGAAAGAUGUUACCAUUACUGCAUACUCAAAGAUGGUCGGUUUUUCCCUCAAGGCAGCUGAAAUUCUCGAGAAGGAAGGAAUUAGCGCGGAGGUUAUCAACUUGCUGUCAAUUCGUCCUCUUGAUCGAGCAACCAUCAAUGCUUCUGUGAGAAAAACCAACAGACUCGUAACUGUUGAAGAAGGAUUCCCUCAACAUGGUGUUGGUGCAGAAAUCUGUGCAUCGGUAGUUGAGGAAAGUUUUGAGUAUCUGGAUGCUCCAGUUGAGAGGAUUGCUGGAGCAGAUGUGCCAAUGCCUUAUGCUGCAAAUCUAGAGAGAUUGGCCCUUCCACAGAUUGAAGAUAUUGUUCGAGCUGCAAAGAGAGCCUGCUAUAGGGCAACUGCUUAAGGGGUGGGAGAAGGCUGUUAAUCAUUUGGUUAUCUUUCUGUCCCAAACAAUUGUCUUUUUGUAUAAGUUAAUUUCUUGCAUGUAAUUCCUAUAAAGAUUGGCAAUUAACUGAUUGCUAGAAAGUCGAGAAUAAGUGCAUGACAAGUCGAGAUUAUGUUGGGAUGAUCAAUAAGAAUUCAAUGACUAAAUCAAAUUGAUUUGAAUUUGUUA
Messenger RNA from Impatiens glandulifera, 1400 nucleotides. RefSeq names its product pyruvate dehydrogenase E1 component subunit beta-1, mitochondrial. The record is from RefSeq and is a predicted model, not a curated record. Gene Ontology annotation, molecular function: pyruvate dehydrogenase (acetyl-transferring) activity. NCBI's taxonomy places the organism in Eukaryota, Viridiplantae, Streptophyta, Magnoliopsida, Ericales, Balsaminaceae. The transcript is spliced from 14 exons. The coding region runs from base 87 to 1190 and encodes 367 amino acids. Gene Ontology annotation, biological process: pyruvate decarboxylation to acetyl-CoA.